AUGAUUUUUAAUACGGAUGAAACAGGAUGCAGUACUGUUUCAGCUCCUACAAAGAUUAUAGCUGCAAAGGGAUCAAAACAAGUAGGGCAGGUUACAUCAGCAGAACGAGGCACACUUGUGACUACUCUUUUUUUUGUUAAUGCUGGAGGUGGUACUAUACCUCCUGUGUUUAUUUUUCCUCGAGUAAGUUAUAAGGAUCACAUGUUGAAUAAUGGGCCUUCUGGAGCAUUGGGUUUAUCACAUGUUUCAGGAUGGAUGACUGAAAGUAAUAUCGUUAAAGCAAUGGAACAUUUUGUAAGCCAUGUAAAACCAAGUGAAAAUAAUCCUGCUUUAUUAAUAUUAGAUAAUCAUAUCUCCCAUGUUAAUCUUCGUGUGAUAGAAUUUGCUAGACAACAUUUUGUAAAAAUUCUAACUUUUCCACCACAUUGCAGCCAUAGGUUACAGCCUUUAGAUGUUACAGUUUAA
Molecule: messenger RNA, 465 nt
Organism: Hydra vulgaris (swiftwater hydra)
Lineage: Eukaryota; Metazoa; Cnidaria; Hydrozoa; Anthoathecata; Hydridae
Source: RefSeq, a predicted model, not a curated record